Messenger RNA from Spodoptera frugiperda (fall armyworm), 1012 nucleotides. It is a transcript of the gene Alg13, whose product is annotated as UDP-N-acetylglucosamine transferase subunit ALG13 homolog. The record is from RefSeq and is a predicted model, not a curated record. The transcript has a single exon. Gene Ontology annotation, molecular function: hexosyltransferase activity. NCBI's taxonomy places the organism in Eukaryota, Metazoa, Arthropoda, Insecta, Lepidoptera, Noctuidae. Gene Ontology annotation, biological process: dolichol-linked oligosaccharide biosynthetic process. The coding region runs from base 158 to 670 and encodes 170 amino acids.
UGUCAAUUUCACUGUCCUAUUCGAAUUGAAUCGUGUUGAUGUUGUGAAUCUUAAAUUCUGAAAUAAUUUCUUUGCGAACAUAUUUUUCAAGUUAUAAAGGACUUUAUAAAGAGCAUGGUUUUUGAAAACAUCUUAAAUUGAAUAGAAAAAAUACAAAAUGGCGCAACAAUAUUACAAGAAGAUAUUUAUAACAGUCGGCACAACAAGAUUUGAUUUGCUUUGCGAGUAUAUUUUGACUGAGCCGGUGCUAGCGGCUUUAAAAAACAUUGGUUGUAAAGAAAUAACGUUUCAGAUUGGCAAUAGCAAUGUGGAUCCUGGUGUGAUAGAGAAGGAGGGCGUUAAGAUAAACAUGUAUAGGUUUAAGGAUUCGAUUCAAGAAGAUAUGAAAAGUGCUGACUUGGUGAUAAGUCAUGCGGGGGCUGGCAGCUGUCUGGAGGCUUUGGAAGCUAACAAGCCGCUUCUAGUGGUUGUGAACGAAGAUCUGAUGGAUAAUCACCAACUAGAACUAGCAGAACAGCUCCAAAUUGACUCUCAUCUAUAUUACUGCACAUGUGAUACAUUGAUAAGUACACUAAACAUGGUGGACUUCACUCUGCUCACUCCAUUCACUAAAGCCAAUUCAUCAAUAUUUGUUAAUUACUUAGAUAGCAUAUUAAGAGUCGAAAAUUAAGUCAACUAAGUUAUUCUGUAUGAAUUUUGAGUAAGUUGAUCAAGGCAAUUUUAUAAACUGUCUAAUAUUUUCAAAUAAAAGAUUGGUUUUAACACAAACAUUAUUUUAUUAUGUGAACAAAAUAUUUUGUAUUUUUGGCCAAAACUAUUUUUUACACUGUUACAUACAUUUACAACAUGUUAAACUUUAAGUGCUCCCAUUCAUUCCUUAUUUCUAAGUGCUGCUGUGAAGAAGACUCAAAGUAAAAGAUAUAGAAUGUGAUGCUGCAUAAUAUUUUGUAAAUAAAGUGCAAUAUAGCACCACUAGGUGACAACUAAGAAAUAAAUUAUUUUCAUAGAAUAA